Glossina fuscipes is the source of this 1489-nucleotide messenger RNA. RefSeq names its product aminoacylase-1-like. Gene Ontology annotation, biological process: amino acid metabolic process. The transcript has 7 exons. NCBI's taxonomy places the organism in Eukaryota, Metazoa, Arthropoda, Insecta, Diptera, Glossinidae. Gene Ontology annotation, molecular function: aminoacylase activity. The coding region runs from base 97 to 1296 and encodes 399 amino acids. Gene Ontology annotation, cellular component: cytoplasm. The record is from RefSeq and is a predicted model, not a curated record.
AAUUAAUAAUAAACAACAAACAUAGUCGCGAAUGUUAAUUUUUAUACUCGUUUAUACUUAUUGCCUUCAUCUAUUCAUUUAUAAUAAAUAUUAAUUAUGAGUGCUUGGGAGAAGAAUGAAGAAAUAAAAAUAUUUCGUGAAUAUUUACGCAUACCCAGCGUUCAUCCGGAUAUUGAUUAUACACCUUGCGUCGAGUUCCUUAAAAAACAAGCCAACAAGCUUGGUUUGCCGUUUAAAAUUUAUCAUCCAGCUCAAGAAACAAAACCGGUUGUAAUUAUAACAUGGAAAGGUACUCAACCAGAACUGCCCUCAAUAAUAUUAAAUUCACAUAUGGAUGUAGUACCGGUAUUUCCCGAAAUGUGGAAACAUAAGCCAUUUUCCGCUGAUAUUGAUAAAGAUGGUAAAAUAUAUGCACGUGGAACGCAGGAUAUGAAAUGUGUGGGAAUGCAAUAUUUGGCUGCCAUAAGAGCUUUAAAGAGCGGUGGUGCUACACUUAAAAGAACACUGCAUGUUAUGUACGUACCAGAUGAAGAAAUUGGUGGACAUUUGGGUAUGGAGGCUUUUGUUAAAACUGAUGAUUUUAAAAAACUUAAUAUCGGAUUCUCAUUAGAUGAAGGCUUAGCUUCCGAAACUGAAGUUUUUCCAAUUUUCUAUGCUGAACGCAGCAUAUGGCAAAUUCAUUUUAAAAUCAACGGCAAUGCUGGUCAUGGCUCGCUACUUUUAAAUAAUACUGCUGGUGAAAAACUUCAUUAUUUAUUGGAUAAAAUGAUGGCAUUUCGCAAAGCUGAAGCCCUUCGCUUACAAUUAAAUCCUCAACUCAAUAUUGGUGAUGUAACUACAGUCAACUUAACCCGCAUUAAUGGCGGCGUGCAAAGCAAUGUGAUACCUCCCCAAAUGGAGGCUGUAUUUGAUAUAAGAUUAGCCGUACAUAUAGAUCAUAGUGUAUUUGAAAAGCAGUUAAAUCAAUGGUGUAAGGAAGCUGGCGGUGACAUCGAACUUGAGUUUGAACAGAAAGAGCCCAAAAUAGAGGCAACUAAGUUGGAUGAUUCAAAUAUUUAUUGGUUGGCACUCAAGAAAUGUCUUGACGAUUUGGGCUUACAUUGCGGUACACGUGUUUUCCCCGGUGGAACUGAUAGCCGCUAUAUACGCGAAGCCGGCAUACCAUCAAUUGGCUUUUCACCCAUGAAUAACACUCCAGUUUUACUUCAUGAUCAUAAUGAAUUUAUUAAGGCUGAUACUUAUCUUCAAGGUAUUGAAAUCUAUAAGAAACUCAUUCCAGCCGUAGCGAACGCCUAAAAACAAAAACAUAAACAAAAAAACAAAAAAAUAACACAUUGCCUUCAACGAAUUGCUACUAUUGUUUACCACAAUCUAAAAAUAAAUAAAAAAAUGAAGAAAACUUUUUCUGAAUUACUUUUAAAUCGAAAGUAUUUGCCCUAAAUAAACAUUUCAUUUAUUUCUAUUUUUGAAAACGAAUUAAAUAAUUAAU